This is a messenger RNA of Didymodactylos carnosus, 378 nucleotides long. NCBI's taxonomy places the organism in Eukaryota, Metazoa, Rotifera, Eurotatoria, Philodinida, Philodinidae. The record is from the annotation of a GenBank genome assembly.
AUGGAGUGGCCCAGCCAAUAUGAGAUAACCAUGGUUGCCAAGGCUGAAUUUAUGUACCAAUUUACUACAAUCAACGAAGGUCGUAAUAUCACUGCAGAUCAAGCUUGGAUUUUUUUUCUUAAAGCUGCUAGAACAUACUCCGAAGAAAUGCGCGGAAUCACUCAAGCUAAAAAAGAAGAAUGUGAACGAGCAAAUCAACCGUGGUUUAAUGAAAAAUUUAAAGCAGUGGAUAAUGGUAAUGAUAUUAAUGUUGAACAAGCAUGGAAGUUAUUUGAGGAGUACCGUAACCAUAUGAGAGAAGAAUUUGCUAAAAUAAAGGCAACUGUCGAACAUCCACGUGGAGUAGUUCUAGAAGAAAAUGGUUCAAUUAAAUGUUGA